AUGCGCAGUCCUUCCAGGCCGGCUUCAAAUUCCAAGCAAUACAACAACAAACUUUAUGUUGUCAUUCGUCUUCCAUUUUCACAUGCAAACUAGAAAUAAUUCAUUUAUCGCGUUCAGUUUGGUCAUUUUCGACGUUAAAACGACUCUCAAACAAUAUUUCGGCCUUCCCAGUAAUGUCAACUGAAUCACCGGCGCCGGGAACAUCGAAACGACGUAAAAUCCAAGAAGAAACCAAACUGGAUUAUGACAACAACACACAGAAAAUCCUGGAGGAAGCGGACGCAAUACAAACAGAAAUCGACGCCAUUUCCGAACGGUGUCACGAAGAUGUUAUCCUGAUUGAGCAAAGGUAUAAUUUGUUGAAGAAGCCCCAAUUGGCCAAACGGAGUGCUCUUAUUAGUCAAAUACCAAACUUCUGGCUCACUGCUAUAAAAAACCAUCCAGACUUGAACGGUUUCAUUGAUGAAACGGAAGAGGAAUGCCUGCACCAUUUGACCAAAUUCGAAGUCGAGGAGUUCGAGAACUUUCGCGACGGCUACAGAUUGAAAUUCUACUUUGAGGAGAAUCCCUACUUCGAAAAUUCCGUCAUCACAAAAGACUACCACCUUAACAACACCAAUCCCACAUCAGAGAGCUCGAUGAUUAACUGGAAGGAGGGCAUGAAGCUGAGCCACCCGACAUCUGAACCGUUGUCCGGUCGCAAGCGUCGUUUCGAAACUAUCACCUUCUUCAACUGGUUUGAGGACAAUGUGGACGCGAGCAGCGACGACAUGGCAGAAGUUCUCAGAGAGGACAUAUGGCACAAUCCUCUUCAGUAUUUUCUGGUGCCGGACGCGGACAAUGGGGAUAAUAACGGCGGCGACGACAGUAUGAGUAGUUCAAGCGAAAUGGACGAAGCUGGUGCAGAAGAGAAGCAAAAUCAAAACGUAUCAGAAGGCACCUGAAUUUAGAUAAGUUUUAUUUAUUUAUUUUACGAGUGGACUGUUUUGAUGUGAUUUUGGUCUUAAUUUUCCAAAUUUUUACCUUACUUAUUUUAUUUUUAUUUUAUUAUUAUUACUCAAAAUGAAACUUCUAGGAUAUAUUAACAACAUAUGUUAUUCUGUAACAUACUACAUAAAUAGAUUCACCUGAGGUAUUUUUACAAAGUGUCUUUGAUGACGUACCAUGUCCAAUUGGGUGCUCCAAUUUUAAUUGUAAAUGUAUCAUCUAAAAUACUUUGUAUUGAUAAAAAUAUUAAUGAAUAAAUAUUAUAAAAGUAAAUAAAUUAAAAAUGUUGGAAAGUUUUCUCAACAAAUAUAUUUUUAUGUAUAUCAUCCUGUACAUAUUCAUUUGAAAAAUUAUAUUUCUUUGUGUAUAUAAACAAUCAAUCUGUUUUAUUAUUUUAAUUUUGUUUAUUUGAAAACAUUUUUUAUAUAUAUAUUUAAUCACAUGUAUUUAUUUAGUUUAAAAAAUUACUAAUUAACUGUUCUUGUGAUAGAAAUUUUUAUUAUAAACCCAAUUAUUACUAUUUUAAUAAUAAAUAAAUAUAAAAGCAAUGAAA
This is a messenger RNA of Aethina tumida (small hive beetle), 1540 nucleotides long. It is a transcript of the gene Set, whose product is annotated as protein SET. The record is from RefSeq and is a predicted model, not a curated record. Gene Ontology annotation, cellular component: chromatin; nucleus. Lineage: Eukaryota; Metazoa; Arthropoda; Insecta; Coleoptera; Nitidulidae. Gene Ontology annotation, molecular function: histone binding; chromatin binding. The transcript has 4 exons. Bases 174 to 944 code for a protein of 256 amino acids. Gene Ontology annotation, biological process: nucleosome assembly.